Aphanomyces invadans is the source of this 6572-nucleotide messenger RNA. RefSeq lists its product as hypothetical. Lineage: Eukaryota; Oomycota; Saprolegniomycetes; Saprolegniales; Verrucalvaceae. The transcript has 2 exons. Gene Ontology annotation, biological process: nuclear-transcribed mRNA catabolic process, deadenylation-dependent decay. Gene Ontology annotation, molecular function: molecular adaptor activity. Bases 42 to 6572 code for a protein of 2176 amino acids. Gene Ontology annotation, cellular component: P-body; CCR4-NOT core complex. The record is from RefSeq and is a predicted model, not a curated record.
CUUGUGGCUGAAGCGAAGUCGUUGCGGAAGUGGCGCGGCCGAUGGUGUCGUUCGCAUCCCCUCUGUUCUGGCAGAUCCAUUACCUCGUCACGAACCUAAGCAAGAAAAACUUCAAGACGAAUGUCGCCGAGUUGAACCAGCUGGUCGGGCUCUACGGCGAAGACGCUCGCGUGUUCCUCUUGAGCUGCCUCGUGCAGGAGAUCGACUUUCGCGACACCAAGAGUCACAAGGACUCAUUGAAAGUGCAGCUUCUCACGCACGAACUCGGCCAAGCGUCGACGCGGCCCAACUUUACCACGUUUUUGUGCCAUGCAAUCGACGGCGCCAACGCGUCGACGCCCAUUACGGAAGAGUUCCUGACUCAAUUCUGUAAAGUGAUUAAGCUCAAUCUCGCGCAGCAGAUCACGAUCGGCCUGUCGUUUGCGCAGUCUGAAGUCCGCGGCGUCGCCUUGGAGGCGAUCGCGUUCCUCAAGCUCAAACUGCCCGAGUUGAGCCUGGCAGGUUCGAAGCUUCCCCCGGACGUUCUGCAUUCGCUCGUAUUCUUGUUGCGCACUGAAGACGCUUUCCAAGCCGACUUGGCGCAGACCGACUCGUUCCUCGCCGGCAUUGCCGCCGUCCAUCCCAACGAAAUGUCGAGCCUCGAGAUGAAACCGCUCACCCUUGGCAACUUGGAUCACGUGGACUGCAUGUCUACAUCGCCGCCUCUCCUGGACGCGCUCAUGGACGAUGUUGUCGCGGGCUGUUCUUUCUACGAGCUCAUGGAAGACGUCGGGUACGGCUGCACGGCCAACCCCAAGGUGUUUCGCAGCUUGCUCGCCGAAGCCGGCCUGGACAACUCGCCCUCGAUCGCACCGGGCCAGGUAGCGGGUAUGCUGUCGAUGCUCACUCGUACGUACAAGGGCCACCAGGCAAGCGUGGAGCUCGGGGCGGUCUUACUCUCCAACUUGCCGAGCUACGAAGGCAGCGUCGAGAAUCUGCAGCCGAAGCUGGACACGUGGAAUAUCGAUGUCAUUGCUGAAGUGUUCCAAAAGGACUAUCCGUCGAUCAAGUGGCUGAAGGUCCAGGAAAAGCUCGAUCGGGAAGACCUGGUCAUCGACUCGCCAGGACGGUUCCGCGUCCUCUUGAGCUGCUUCCAGGCCAUCUCCCGCACCAAGUUCAAGCUCCAGACGUUGUUUCGGCCAUGGAAGUACAAGAUGGUGCAGGUCAACGUGGUCAAGGCCGCGAUCCAGUCCCCGCCGGACGUGCUCAGUUUCGCCGACAGCGUCAACAAGCUGAGCCCGUUUGAGGGCGCCGACGCGUCGGGCGUCCCAAAGAACGGCGUGUGGUUCUCGUUGGACGUGGUCGAGACGCUCGUGUCGCUCUCGGAAUCGGACGGGUAUGCGAUCGUCAAGGACCUGUUUGACACGGCCAAGUCGCAGUGCCCAGACGUCCUCAUCGCGAAUGUUGCGCAUGCCACGUCCCGAUGGAACGGUCUCAAGGAAGACUUGUUUUGCGACCUCUUUCUCCUGUACGUGGUGGGCAAUCGCCCGAACGCGGCGCUCAUUGUGCGUCAUUUGUACUGUGUCGCGCCCAAGCUCGUGCUGUACGCAUGCGUCAAGGUCUGGCUUACGAGCGCCAAUACUGCGAACGGGCCGCAUGUGCUCGGUCGGCUCUUUUCGCUGCUCAAGAGCACCAGCGAUGCGUACGUUGCGAUGCUGCACUCCAACUAUUACUCGUUGGCGAUCACGAUGGCCAUCGUUGGUGCCAACCAUGACGUCCUUGGCCUCGAAUCGUGGCUCGUCGACAGGUUGAAGAAGGCGCUGCUCCCGUUUGCCACGAGCUUGGUUGCGUACUUGCACCGGAAUGCGAGCCGCGCGAUCCCCAAGGCGCAACUGACCCCGGCCACGAGCCACGUGUUCACGUUGGAGUCGCUGGGGGUCGUUGCCAAGUGUCUGCUGCACUUGGUCACGCUGCCGCCGUAUUUGGUGGCCGAAGUCAAGGCGAUCGUGAUGAAGGCGGCGCCGCCCAAGGAUGAAAUGCAACCAUCGCCGCAGCAACAGCGUGAGUUGCCGCCACCCUCGUCGACGACCGCUUCGGCCAGUCCACCGCCGCCAUCCAAUGCCGUCACCGUCGAAAUGAUUGAAGAGCAAGCCAACGCGUACUUUCAGCAAAUUUACACGAGCGAGCAAAACAUCAACGACGUGGUCGCCAUGCUCAAGCGAUUUCAGUCGUCGAAAGACGAAACGGAGCGCCAGAUCUUUGUGUGCAUGAUUCACAACUUGUUUGACGAGUAUCGCUUCUUUCCGCGGUACCCCGAGACGGAGCUUCGGAUCACGGGCGUCCUCUUUGGCAAACUCAUCGAGCACCAAGUCCUUCCGUCCACAUUUCUUCAAACGGCGCUUCGCCUCGUCUUGGAGAGUCUGCGCGAACCCCCGGCGUCGAAAUUUUUCUUUUUUGGCGCGUGCGCACUGCAGCAGUUUGUCCCGCGGCUGCGCGAAUUGCCCGCGUACUGCAUGAACUUGACCCAGAUUGCGCAUUUGCAGCACGCCCUGCCUGAAAUCAUGCGCCAGGUCCACCAGGUUACGCGCAGCUUGGACCCGUCGGCGACCAAUGUCGCGACUGGAGCUCCUGCGACGCCCGCGGCCGUCCAAGUGACUAUCCCCACCACGGCACCGGCGAGCCCGAAGAAGCAACCUGCGACCUCGCCCAAGAUCCUUGCGACCCCCGUCGCGGCGCCCGCCAUCAUGGACGUCCGCCACAUUUUUAGCCAAGAGUCGAUCGAACAAGUCACCGACAUUGUCGAGCCGGAAGCGUCGAUCGUGGACCGUCUGCACUUUAUCGUGAACAACAUGAGCAUCUCGACGCUGGAAGGCAAGCUCGCCGAAGUCCGCCACCUUCUCGCCCCCGACUACUUUGUCUGGUUUGCCCAGUACUUGGUCGGCAAACGCAUUGCGACCCAGCCCAACUACCACACGGUCUACCUCAUCUUUAUGGAAAAGAUCAACCAGCCCCACCUCGAGCACGCGAUCUUCAAGACCGCGCUCCAGCACGUGCACAAGCUGCUCACGUCCGGCACGAUCACGACCAACUCGCAGCAACGAUCGCUACUCAAGAACCUCGGUUCGUGGAUGGGGCUGAUGACGCUCGGUCGCAACAAGGCGCUGCUCCAGCGCGAUUUGGACCUGAAGGAGCUGCUGUACGUCGGAUACGAGACGGGCCACCUCAUUGCGGUCACGCCGCUCGUUGCCAAAAUCCUCGAAGGUUGCAAAAAGUCGAGAGUGUUCAAGCCUCCCAACCCGUGGAUCAUGGGGCUCAUCCACGCCAUGUCAGAGCUGUACAACGUGCCGGACCUCAAGCUCAACUUGAAAUUCGAGAUCGAAGUCCUGUUCAAGUCGUUCAAACUCAACGUCGAGGACCAACUCAAGGCGAACCUCCUCCACACGCGCCGCCCGCCUCCUCGCAAUGGCAACCCGGACUUCAAUAUCAAGGUCGACAAGGUCGUUGUACCGAUCGAAGCCAAGGCGCUGCUGCAGCAGCAAGCGUCGUCAGCCAAGCCGUCGACGCCGAAAACCCCCCCUGUCAAGGUGCCUGCACCCGUCACCGUGUCCGAGUCGACGGUCAUCCCGAACUUGGCAUCGUACGUGUCGGUAAACCCGGACCUCCCCCUUCACCACGUAAACCUGCGCCGCCUUGUGCCGCUCGCCGUGGAUCGCGCGAUCCGCGAGGUCAUUACGCCCGUCGUCGAGCGCAGCGUCACCAUAGCGUGCAUAACGACGCGCGAGAUCAUUCUCAAGGAUUUUGCGACGGAAGGCGAAGAUGCCAAGAUGCGCAAGGCAGCGCACGUGAUGGUGUCAUCGCUGGCGGGGUCGCUAGCGCUGAUCACGGCCAAGGAGCCGCUUCGGAACUCGAUCGCGUCGCAUUUGCGCGCGCUGCUCCCGACCAGCGAGCCGCAUCAAGUCGACCACGUUGUCACGGUGUGCUCGAGCGAAAACACCGACUUGGGAUGCAUGCUCAUUGAAAAGGCGUCGUCGGAGAAGGCGAUGCGCGACAUUGACGAGGCGCUCGCGCCUGCCUAUGCUGCCCGCCGCCGCGGCUCCCGCGACCUGGUGCAUCCUCAGGUGUUUGAAGGGAGCAUGUCGCCGCCAGCCACGCUUCCACCCAUCUUCCAACCGUCGGCGAACGGCAUCCUGCCCUUGCAAUGGAUGGUGUACGACGCAUUCCAGCGCAUUCCCCGACCGACGACUCUCAACACGAACGAGUCGGCGAGUGCCAACGCUGCCGCGACCACCGCGGCCGGCCUGAACGUGCAACAAGCGCUCGAGCGCUUUGCGUCGCUCAUGGAGAAGUUUGAGGUGUUUGUGCAGCACGUUGUUCGCCAGGCGACGGCUGCGCAGCGCGACUUGCCGCCGUUGAUGUCGCUUCCGCAAGAGAGCGACGUGUUUAUCAUCCUGCGCGACGUCCGGUCGCUCGGCCAGGCCGUCAAGGUCGGGCUACGAGAAGAAGCAUGCCUCAAGCUCGCGAAUCGCAUCGUCAAGUGCAUGUACGAACUCGGCAAAGGGCGCGGCGACGAGCUCUUUCUCGACAUCCUCGUGAGUUCGCUCGACAUGCUUGCCGCGUCGUGCGACGUGCUCAAGAAGGAAGUCGUCCGGUGGAUCUUGUCGAUGCCGGUCGAAGACAAGCUCAAGCUGCACUGCGAAAUCAUCAUUGCGCUCGUGCGACUCAAAGUGGUCGACGUGAUCGAGUUUGACCAGUACUUGACGCGCAACAUGGAGCGCACGGGCCUCGCGAUUGAGUUUGCCGUGUACGUGGUCCGGCAGUGUUUGUUUUUGGACCACGUGAACCUACUCAAGCAGCUGCCGCAGACGCUGGACGCGCUCGAGCGCAUUGUGGACCGGCACGGCGGCAACCCGAGCAACAAGAACAUUGUGAUUUUGUCCAACUUGCUCGAUCAAGCCAAGAAGCAGCAGCAGCUGAAGAAAGGACCGUCGCCGCCGCCGCCGCUGGCGAAAGGAGGCGUCGAGCAGGCGGCCGCCGCGUUUCGACACACGGUGAGCAACGCGAUGGAGCACUGGGUCGCGCUGGUCACCGAUCCUGGCACGAACCACAGCAAGAUGCACAUUCAAUUUCUCGCGAUGCUGAAACAAUUUGGUCUUCUCAAAGACGAAGACACGAUGGGGCUGUUUUUCAAGUGCGCCGUGGAAAUUUGCGUCGACGUGUGUUUGAAAACUGCCUACUCGAAGCCGUGCGCGGGAAAAAAGGUCGCGCUCCAGUACAACGUGAUCGAUGCGCUCACGCAGCUCAUGGUCGUCCUGAUCAAGUACUUGGACCCGCAAGCGUCGACCAAGGUCCUGACCGCCGCGAUCGGCGCGAUCGUCCAUGUCGUGCUGCUCUUUCACGACCAAGCUGUGAAGAAGAAGGGCGUGUUUGACCAGCGCGUGUAUUUCCGCGUGUUUGUGAACCUCCUCAAGGACUUGACGGCGCCGGAACCGCUGCUGGAUGCGAUGCAACUGGUCGUUCUCAACACGUUUGCUGGCGCGCUCAACACGCUCCAGCCUGCCAACGUCCCUGCGUUUGUGUUUGCAUGGACAGAGCUCGUCAGCCAUCGGUGCUUCAUGCCGCUGCUUUUGCGCGCCCGGCAGCAGCGCGGGUGGCAGAUCCUCCACCGCCUCCUCAUGAGCUUGCUCGUGUUUCUCGAACCGUUUCUCCGCCUCUCGAUCGACGACCCGUCCAUCGCGGCGCUGUACAAGGGCACGAUGCGCGUCGUCCUUGUGCUUCUCCAUGACUAUCCCGACUUUUUGAGUGAGUUUUACACGUCGUUUUGCGAUAUCUUGCCACCGACGUGUGUUCAGCUUCGCAACGUGAUCUUGAGCGCGUUUUCCCGGUCGAUGCGGCUCCCGGACCCGCUCACGCCCGGCCUCCAAGUGUCCCAACUGCCUGAAGUGAGCAUGGCGCCGCGCCUCAUGCCGUCGUGGGGCGCCGCGCUCGCGCACAACAACAUGAAGGAAUACCUGGACGAGUUUUUGCGCGCGCCGUCGAAUCGCGCGUCUGUGUUUCCGCACGACUUGAUCGCGAAGCUCCACACAAACAACGCGUCGGCAGAGUCGACGUAUGCCGUGCCCGCGCUGAAUGCAGUCGUGCUGUACCUGGGCAAAGAAGCCAUCGCAGACAUGUCGACCGCCGACGGGACCAAACAGUUUGACCAGUCGGCGAGCAUGGACGUGUUUCGAUUUCUCGCCGACGAAUUCGACGUUGAAGGACGGUACUUGUACCUGUCGGCGAUGGCAAACCACCUCCGGUACCCCAACACGGACACGCACUACUUUAGCUGCGUCCUGCUCUACCUCUUCUCCAACUCGACCCACGCGAUCGUGAAGGAGCAGAUCACGCGCGUCCUCCUCGAGCGAUUGAUUGCCAACCGCCCGCAUCCGUGGGGCCUCCUCGUCACGUUCAUCGAACUCAUUCGCAACCCAAGCUACAAGUUUUGGGAGCAGGACUACCUCAACUGCUCGGCGCAGAUCCGCGAUGUCUUUGACGACGUCGCAAGGACGUGCAUGGUCCCGAUUCCCCCGCGCACAAACGCCGCCGACGCGUAA